AUGAUCAUGGUUGUAGUUGAUAGGUUUUCUAAAAGAGCCCAUUUCAUCGUCACUCAAAUAUCCUUAGGAUCUGUCGGUACGUUAGACUUAUUUUAUCGGUUUAUUUUUGCUUAUCAUGGUUUUCCAAGAACGAUUGUUUCAGAUAGAGAUAUUAGGUUCACCAGCUCGUUUUACAAAGAAGUGACAGAAAGACUAGGCAUCAAAUUAUUACUAUCUUCCUCUAAUCAUCCACAAACAGAUGGUCAGACGGAAAGCGUUAACAAAACCUUAGGUCGGUUACUAAGAAGUUACUGUUCACAAGAUCAAGAUAAUUGGGACCAUUUUCUUCCUCAGGUUGAAUUCGUUUACAAUUCCACGUUCCAACGUUCUAUUCCAGCUUCACCAUUUGAAGUAGAUUUAGGUUACGUACCCAACGAACCAUUACUAGACAUUGGUAAUGAACUGUCGGCGCGAAAUCUAUCCGCUGUUGACUUAUCAAAAACCAUUAAGGCGAUUUCCCUAAGAACUACAGAUUUCCUCAAGCGAUCACAAGAGGAUAUGGAAUCACAUGCGAGUGAAGCUCGAACGGUCAAUGAUUACAAACUCGGUGAAUAUGUGUUACUCCACCGUGAUGCAUAUUUUACUGGAGGAAAGUACUUAAAGAUCCAACCCAUAUUUUUAGGACCAUUUAAUAUUGUAAAAAUAGGAAAAAACACCGUUGAACUUGAUCUGCCAUCCUCCUUUAAGAAACAUAGGGUUAUCAAUAUAAAAUGGAUAAAAAAGUUUGUAUUAGACAAAGAUAGGUACCCAAAAAGUCUACCAAGAACCUCGAUUGAACGAAUACAGCGUGUUCAGGAAAUAAUUGCAGUUAUAGGCUACGAUGUGGAAAGCCACGAAUACUACUGCAAGAUGAAAGAUGUUGAUCCCACUCUAACCUGUACAUACUCGUUAGAAGAAUUUAAUAAGUUAACAAGCUCAAAGAAAUCAUCGUUGUUAAACAAUUUCAAUACGCUUGUGAAUACAAAUUAA
Henningerozyma blattae CBS 6284 is the source of this 1008-nucleotide messenger RNA. RefSeq lists its product as uncharacterized. NCBI's taxonomy places the organism in Eukaryota, Fungi, Ascomycota, Saccharomycetes, Saccharomycetales, Saccharomycetaceae. Bases 1 to 1008 code for a protein of 335 amino acids. The transcript has a single exon. The record is from RefSeq and is a predicted model, not a curated record. Gene Ontology annotation, biological process: DNA integration. Gene Ontology annotation, molecular function: nucleic acid binding.